GUGGGGCGGUCGCUACCCGCCCGAGGUGGCGCCGCUGCGGCCGCAGAGCGCGGAAGAUAUGAUGUACUGGAUACGGUACGAGGUGCGCUCCUACCCGCUGGACUGGGCGGUGGGGGUGCUGUUCGAGCUGGGUGGGCUGAGCCAGGAGGCGCAUGCACUGGGGCGCUACCCGCACCCCGACCUGGUGCUGCAGGUGGCAAGACAGCUGCCCCCCGGCGUGCUGCUGCAGCUGGUGCGGCGGCUGUUCCUGCGGCUGAGCUGCUUCAUGGUGGGGUCCGCGCAGCUGUACGGCAGUGCGCGGGCGGACUCGCUGGCGGCCAUGGUGACGGCAUUCAGGUACGGCAGUGUGCUGCUGGGCCUGGUGCAGCACCUGCGCAGCUGCGCCAACAUGCUGCACGACCACUUCUUCCUGGAGCUGUUCUUCCUGUUCAGGACACCACAGGUCCAGGAGCGGCUGCGGGCGGUGCGGGCGGGUGGGGACACGCUGCUGGCGGGAGCGGCGCAGCAGCUGUUCGAGGCGGUGCUGCAGGAGGUGGGCGACGCAGCGCCCUGGGAGCGGCCCGCGAGGGGGCCGGCGGGCGGGGGCGGGGGGCAGGCGGAGGAGGAGCUGAGCAUUGCGCACCUGGCUAGUCGGGCGGUGGUCCGGGGCAUGCCGGGCAGGGUCACGUAGGCAGAGGCGGUGGAGGUGUGAGCUGCGGUGCGUUAGGCAGGACCUGCCCUGCUGACAGGUGGAUAGGUUUCAACGUACCGGUACCUGGGUGAAUGUAUUGCUGCUUGCUACAGGUGAUUAGGGUAUGGCCGGUGAUUCGCAGUGUGCAAAGAUCAGUGGUCUGAUAGCUGUUAAGCCUUGACGACUGACGUGCCUUACAUACGGUAGCUAAGACACCAGCCACCAGGUGCACGCACACACACUCUCACACAUAGCUGUAUUACACCAUAGCCAACGGAUUUCCCUUCACUUGUGGCGUUUCUGUGGGAGGACUUCAUCUUCCGGCAAUCACAGUACGUUACACCUCGCGGCCCGUUAUUACUACACACAUUCCCGUCACCCAUGCGUCAGACUCCCCACCACGUCGAAGGUCUUUGUGGGUAAGGGCUACGGGAUUCUCUUUAUGCGUGCAUCCCCCUCAGUGCCCCGUUGGCUGUUCAGACCACGUGGGCUUUUCCCUUCGCUCCUCAUCGUUAUCCCUGUUGGCUUGCCAGGCCAUGUGGCCUCACCCCUCCGCACGUCUAAUCGUACCAAGAUGGCCCCCCGGGGCACAUAAGUCCGUGAUUUGCUUUAUUAGCGGAGCAAUACAUGUGGCGCAUUUGGUAGGCUACCUGCAGUCGUGUGACUGCAGGGAUUGAAGGGUC
This is a messenger RNA of Astrephomene gubernaculifera, 1353 nucleotides long. NCBI's taxonomy places the organism in Eukaryota, Viridiplantae, Chlorophyta, Chlorophyceae, Chlamydomonadales, Astrephomenaceae. The record is from the annotation of a GenBank genome assembly.